Molecule: messenger RNA, 1574 nt
Organism: Aspergillus aculeatinus CBS 121060
Lineage: Eukaryota; Fungi; Ascomycota; Eurotiomycetes; Eurotiales; Aspergillaceae
Product: FACT complex subunit POB3
Exons: 6
Coding region: 173-1531 (452 amino acids)
Cellular component (GO): FACT complex; nucleus
Molecular function (GO): histone binding; nucleosome binding; DNA binding
Source: RefSeq, a predicted model, not a curated record
GAAAAAAGGAUAUCGGAGCUCUUUAUCGGAACACCUUCAACCGUCAGUCACUGAGUCAGAAGUCUACACCCUUACGAACCUCACAUACCCUGAAAUCUUCGUUAGCUUUCUCAAUUUUAUCGUCUGAACUCGUCCGCACCCUUUAUUGCCAAUCACCUAAGGCUCCUCCACCAUGGAGAGCUUUGAUAACAUCUACCUCGACCUCUCCAAACAGCACGGCAAGUGCAAGCUCGCAGAAUCCGGUCUGGGAUGGAAGCCCUCCGGAGGAGGGGAAACCUUCACGCUCGACAGCAGCAACAUCGGCGCGGCCCAGUGGAGCCGUGCGGCGAAGGGAUAUGAGCUGAAAAUCCUGUCGCGCUCCUCCGGAGUCAUCCAGCUGGAUGGAUUCGAUCAAGAGGACUUCGAACGUGUGAGCAAAGCGUUUAGGAUCUGGUACGGCAUCAACUUGGAUAACAGAGAGCACGCCCUCCGCGGCUGGAACUGGGGCAAGGCGGAAUUCACGAAAGCAGAGCUCUCCUUCAACGUGCAGAACCGACCGGCCUUCGAGAUCCCUUACUCCGAGAUCUCGAACACGAAUUUGGCGGGAAAGAACGAGGUCGCCGUGGAGUUCGCCCUAGGAGGCGAUGGCAAUGCGCCUGCGCAGCCCAGCGGCAGCACAAAGAGUCGCGGUCGGAAAGCCGCCGCGGGUCCGGACGAGCUGGUCGAGAUGCGGUUCUACAUUCCCGGAACGGCAGUGAAGACGGAAAAGGGCAUCAAGGAGGAGAACGCGGACGAUGAGAAUGCGGAUGGCGAGCAAGAAGAGGGCGAGGAGCAGAAUGCAGCGAACCUGUUCUACGAGACACUGAUGGAGAAGGCUGAGAUCGGAGACGUGGCGGGUGACACUUUUGCCACUUUCUUGGAUGUGCUACACUUGACGCCCAGAGGUCGUUUCGAUAUCGACAUGUACGAGUCCUCCUUCCGGUUGCGUGGUAAGACAUACGACUAUAAGAUUCAAUACGCAUCUAUCAAGAAGUUCUUCUUGCUUCCGAAGAACGAUGAUACCCACACAUUGAUCGUCCUGGGCCUGGAGCCUCCGCUACGGCAGGGUCAGACUCGCUACCCUUUCUUGGUUAUGCAGUUGAAGCUUGAUGAAGAGAUCAGCUUGGAGCUCAAUAUGACAGAUGAGCUCAUGGAGACACGCUACAAGGACAAGUUGGAACCUCGUUACGAGGAGCCAAUCCACCAGGUGGUCACCAAGAUCUUCCGCGGGCUCUCGGGCAAGAAGGUCAUCAUGCCAUCGAAGGAUUUCGUCAGUCACCACGGUCACAGCGGAGUCAAGUGCUCGAUCAAGGCCAACGAAGGCCUCUUGUACUUCUUGGAUAAGAGCUUGAUCUUCGUUCCUAAGCCUGCCACGUACAUUCAACUCGAGAAUGUUGCCGUGGUCACCAUGUCUCGUGUUGGCGGUGCAAUCUCAGCCAGUAGAACGUUCGAUAUCACAGUCAGCCUCAAGGCUGGCUUGGGCGAGCACCAAUUCAGCAACAUCAACCGGUAGGGCCUCCAUUCAAACCCCUAUUAACUGAACGGUAGCUAAUGCU